Messenger RNA from Spinacia oleracea (spinach), 2031 nucleotides. RefSeq names its product cytochrome P450 CYP72A219-like. The record is from RefSeq and is a predicted model, not a curated record. The transcript is spliced from 5 exons. Gene Ontology annotation, molecular function: oxidoreductase activity, acting on paired donors, with incorporation or reduction of molecular oxygen; heme binding; iron ion binding. The coding region runs from base 323 to 1891 and encodes 522 amino acids. Lineage: Eukaryota; Viridiplantae; Streptophyta; Magnoliopsida; Caryophyllales; Amaranthaceae.
UGUGAAGGUGAGUUACGUUCCUACUAAUUUUGUGUUGGUUAAAGUAUUUGAAGACUUGGUCAUCACGAAAGAUUUAUCAAUAAAGUGAUAUGGAUCUUUUGGAAAAAUAGUAGAAACCUCUCAAAAAGUCAUCAUACGUGAUAUGUUUGCCCAUUGCGGUGAUGAGUUUAUAAUUCAUGGAAACUUCAAAGACGGUUCUAUUAUUUCCAGCCCCACAUAUAUAUACUCAUAGAAAUCUACCUAUUCUCAUCCACAAUACUCUUAUCUCUAUCUCUUUCCCUCCUUUUCUCUUGGUGUAAGUUCAUCGAUCUACAAACUACAAAUGGAAGUAACAAGAAUAUCAAUAGGAAUUUCGUUGGUUUUUGUUGUAUUAGUUAGUGUAUUAUGGUCUAUUUUAAAUUGGAUAUGGUUUAAGCCAAAGAGAUUAGAGAAAUGCCUUAGGAACCAAGGGUAUAAAGGUAAUUCUUAUAGGCUUUUGCAUGGUGACACCAAAGAUAGAGCUUCUAUGACUAUGGAAGCUAGAUCACAGCCUCCUUUGCCACUUAUGUCCAAUGAUAUUCUUCCACGUGUUGUCCCGUUCUUCAUUCACACUCUUAACACAUAUGGAAGAAGAUGCUUUGUAUGGAAUGGUCCAGUGCCGUUGGUGACCAUUGCAGAACCAGAGCUUAUAAGGGAAGUGUUAAUGAAGAUACACGAGUUUCAAAAGCCAGUAACAAAUCCACUGUUAAAGAAAGUUGCCUCUGGUUUGGUUAUGUUAGAGGGUCAAAUGUGGGCUAAUCGGAGGAAGCUCCUCACUCCUGCUUUCCACAUGGAUAAGUUAAAGUAUAUGAUUCCCGCAUUAUGGGAAAGCUCUAAUUGUAUGGUCAAGGAGUGGGAAGAAAUGGUAUCGGAGAAAGGUUCGCUUGAAAUUGAAGUGUGGUCACAUUUGCAUAUAUUAUCAGCUGAUCUCAUUUCUAGAGCUGCGUUUGGAAGUAGUUAUGAAGAAGGGAAGAGAAUAUUUGAACUCUUAACUGAACAAAUUCAGAUUGCGGUUCCAGUUUUCAAUUCAGUUUAUAUUCCUGGUUGGAGAUUUGUCCCAACCAAGGCAAACCGAAGGAUAGUGGAACUUGACAGGGAAAUCCGCACCCUACUAAAAGGUGUUAUUGAAAAGAGAAAGCAAGCAAUUAAAGCAGGAGAAAAGCCAAAGGAUGACUUAUUAGGAAUACUAUUGGAGUCAAAUUUUGUAGGCAUUGGACACGGAAAUAAAAAACAAUUACAACAUCGCAUUGAGUUAACAAUUGAAGAAGUGAUAAAUGAAAGUAAGUUAUUUUACUUAGCAGGUCAAGGCACCACUUCUACGUUACUUGUAUGGACACUAAUCAUGUUGGCAAGGCAUCAAAACUGGCAAGCUCGAGCUCGUGAAGAGGUUUUAAACACGUUUGGAAAUCGUAACCCUGACUUUCAAGGACUAAAUCAUCUUAAAAUUGUUAACAUGAUACUACAAGAGGUACUUAGGUUAUAUCCCCCGGUUUUAGAAUUAAACCGUACAGUUAACAAAGAUAUUAGAGUCGGAGAUGUCUUCUUACCUGCAGGUGUGUUAGUUAACCUCCCAAUACUCCUUAUACAACAAGAUGAAAAACUAUGGGGUGAUGAUGCUAAAGAAUUUAAGCCAGAAAGGUUUAGUGAAGGAAUCUCGAAGGCGACGAAAGGGAACAUGUCAUUUUUCUCAUUUGGGUGGGGCCCAAGAAUAUGCAUUGGAUCAAAUUUUGCCAUGAUUGAAGCCAAAAUGACAUUAGCUUUGAUUCUACAACGUUUCUCUUUUGAACUUUCGCCGUCUUAUGCUCAUGCUCCAUCCGCCAUUGGAGCACUUAAACCUCAAUUCGACGCUCCAAUCAUCUUCAACAAACUAUAGGUUGAUUAUUAUUUUAUGUAACUUUAAACGACUAAAAUCCAUUGUUAUAAUAGCAAUUUGUGUUGUAAAAUAAGGUAAAGGAAGGUUCUAAUUACCACUUUCAUAUGGAUGUUUAAAGCAAUAUAUACGUACUACUGAUA